CUAUCUGGGUUUCAGUACAAAAAAAGAUGUCAUUAAAAAUAUUUUAUGAUGCAAUGUCACAACCAUCGCGAUCUGUGCUUUUGUUUUUGAAAUGCACAAAAAUACCAUAUGUACCUGUUUUAGUUGAAAUUGCAAAAGGUGGCACAAGAACAGCAGAAUAUAAAUUGAUUUCACCAUCGCAAAAGGUACCUGCUAUGCAGGAUGGAGACUUCUUAUUAAUGGAAAGUUCUGCCAUUCUAAAGUAUUUAUGUGAGACAAGAGAUGUUGAUAGUCAUUGGUACCCUAAAAACCAAAUGGAACGAAGCAAAGUUGAUGAAUAUUUAGCAUGGCAUCAUUUAAACUUGAGAAGUGGUGCAUCUGGGAUUGUUUUUAAAUCUAUCUUUAAACCCAUGUUGACUGGCCAGCCUCCUUCAGAUGUUACCUCAGAGCUAAAACUUUUUCAAAAGUCUUUAGAAAUGUUUGAUUCAUAUUUUUUAAAGAAUACAUUAUAUAUAUCAGGCAAUGAAGUUUCUAUUGCUGAUCUUUUGGCUUUGACUGAGUUUUCACAACUAGAGCUGUUAGGUGAAAAGUCUCCUGCAUUGACAGAUAAAGUUAAAGAUUGGAUGAAUCGAUGUAUUAAAACAACAGAGCCACAUUAUUCUGAUGUUCAUAAAAUUCAUCUGAAAUUAAAAAAUAAAUUACUAUCUCAACUUUAGAGAUAUUUUUUU
Hydra vulgaris (swiftwater hydra) is the source of this 707-nucleotide messenger RNA. RefSeq lists its product as uncharacterized. Gene Ontology annotation, molecular function: glutathione transferase activity. Gene Ontology annotation, cellular component: cytoplasm. Lineage: Eukaryota; Metazoa; Cnidaria; Hydrozoa; Anthoathecata; Hydridae. Gene Ontology annotation, biological process: glutathione metabolic process. The record is from RefSeq and is a predicted model, not a curated record.